GAUGGGGGCAUGGUUCUCUUUGGGGGCGUGGUUAUUUCGGAAAUCUUGGUGAAGUCUCCAAGUUGAUGUUUCUAAGCAAGCGGGAGGCGAGGCUUGGGGCGGGGCUCCAGUGAUGGGCGGGUCCAGAGGAGCGUCCUCGGCGGGCUGCUGGACCUGCGCUCAGCACUAGAGUCAUUGCUAGCUCUUCCGCUUGCUGGUUGCACUUCUCAGCCAUGGCUCCUCGCUGCUGGCACUGGUGGCGCUGGUCCGCGUGGUCUGGGCUUCGGCCGUCUCCCUCCAGGAGCACUCCGACCCCAGGCUUCUGCCAGAAGUUCUCCACACAGGAGAAGACCCCUCAGAUCUGUGUGGUCGGCAGUGGCCCAGCUGGCUUCUACACAGCCCAACACUUGUUAAAGCACCACACCCAUGCCCACGUAGACAUCUACGAGAAGCAGCUCGUGCCAUUCGGCCUGGUGCGCUUUGGUGUGGCACCUGACCAUCCUGAAGUAAAGGGCAAUGUGGUGGUGGGCAGGGACGUGUCGGUUCCAGAGCUUCGGGAAGCCUACCAUGCUGUGGUGCUGAGUUAUGGAGCAGAGGACCACCAACCCCUGGGAAUUCCUGGCGAGGAGCUGCCUGGAGUGGUCUCAGCCCGGGCCUUUGUGGGCUGGUACAAUGGACUUCCCGAGAACCAGGAGCUGGCGCCAGAUCUGAGCUGUGACACGGCUGUAAUUCUGGGACAGGGGAAUGUGGCUCUGGAUGUGGCCCGGAUCCUGCUGACCCCACCUGAGCACCUGGAGAAAACAGACAUCACAGAGGCUGCAUUGGGGGCCCUGAGGCAGAGUCGGGUGAAGACUGUGUGGAUAGUGGGCCGGCGUGGGCCCUUGCAAGUAGCGUUCACCAUUAAGGAGCUUCGGGAGAUGAUUCAGUUGCCAGGAACCCGGCCCAUUUUGGAUCCUUCGGAUUUCUUGGGCCUCCAGGACAGAAUUAAGGAUGUCCCCCGUCCAAGGAGGCGGCUAACAGAACUGCUGCUUCGGACAGCCACGGAGAAGCCAGGAGUGGAAGAGGCUGCCCGCCAGGCACUGGCCUCCCGGGCCUGGGGUCUCCGCUUUUUCCGAAGCCCCCAGCAGGUGCUCCCUACCCCAGAUGGCCAACGGGUAGCAGGCAUCCGCCUGGCAGUUACUAGUCUAGAGGGUGUUGGGGAGUCCACUCGGGCAGUGCCCACAGGAGACGUGGAGGACCUCCCUUGUGGACUGCUGCUGAGCAGCGUUGGGUAUAAGAGCCGCCCCAUCGACCCCAGCGUGCCCUUUGACCCCAAGCUUGGAGUCAUCCCCAACACAGAGGGCCGGGUUGUGAAUGUCCCAGGCCUCUACUGCAGUGGCUGGGUGAAGAGGGGACCCACAGGUGUCAUCACCACAACCAUGACAGACAGCUUCCUCACCAGCCAGGCGCUGCUGGAGGACCUGAAGGCGGGGCUGCUGCCCUCCGGCCCCAGACCCGGCUAUGUGGCCAUUCAAGCCCUGCUCAGCAAUCGAGGAGUCCGGCCAGUGUCUUUCUCAGACUGGGAGAAGCUGGAUGCUGAGGAAGUCUCUCGAGGCCAAGGUACUGGGAAACCAAGGGAGAAGCUGGUGGAUCGAAGAGAGAUGCUGCGGCUGCUGGGCCACUGAACCUGGGCCCCAGCCCCUACCGUGCAAGACAAGAGCCGGACAGUCUGGGUUGGACUCUUCUCUCGUUCAUUAUGUUAUUGACGGCCCUGGCUUAGACGCCGAACCGUGCCCUUUCCAGGGGCCUCUGAGCUCUGCCUUCUGCAAGCUGACCUCCCAGUGUGGCUUGAGGCCAAGGAGGGAACCUGAAGCUAGGGAUGGAUGGAGAUACAGACUGACCCUACCCGUCCUGCUUCCUUUCUGAUGGACCUUGGAGGGCCUCUAGAACGGAACACAGUGGAAAUAAAACAGAUGUGCCUAAGA
Messenger RNA from Mus musculus (house mouse), 1943 nucleotides. It is a transcript of the gene Fdxr, whose product is annotated as ferredoxin reductase. The transcript has 12 exons. The coding region runs from base 213 to 1643 and encodes 476 amino acids. Gene Ontology annotation, molecular function: ferredoxin-NADP+ reductase activity; oxidoreductase activity. Gene Ontology annotation, cellular component: mitochondrion; mitochondrial inner membrane. Gene Ontology annotation, biological process: cholesterol metabolic process. NCBI's taxonomy places the organism in Eukaryota, Metazoa, Chordata, Mammalia, Rodentia, Muridae. The record is from RefSeq and is a predicted model, not a curated record.